This is a messenger RNA of Phodopus roborovskii (desert hamster), 3063 nucleotides long. RefSeq names its product zinc finger protein 839 (gene Znf839). Lineage: Eukaryota; Metazoa; Chordata; Mammalia; Rodentia; Cricetidae. The record is from RefSeq and is a predicted model, not a curated record.
AUGGCGGGCGCGGAAGCGGAGCCCGGGAGUGGCGGCGGCGGCGGCGGCGGGGGUUCGGCUCUUCGCGGCCAGAGCCACAGCGCCGUGCGCGUGGCGCCGCUGGACCCCGAGCAGCUGCGGCGGGUCCUGGAGCAGGUGACUCGGGCGCAGCCACCGCGGGACGCCGGGGCCCCGCGCCCGCUGCCGCCCCAGCAACUUGAAGCCAUUUGUGUCAAGGUGACAUCCGGCGACACAAAAAGUAAGGAAGGGCCAAUGCCCCCUCUGGCCGCCGUCCAACCUGAAACAGCAAGACCUGGAAGCCAACGACCUGGAAGCUGCCGCCUGAGGCUGUGCGCCCCCAGCCCCCAGCUGCGCAUGCGCAGGGUGCAGGCCCUGGGGAGGGCUGGCUCACAGAUGUGCUCCCUCGGAGCCUCCCCUCAGCCCCCUGCUCCUCCCGUGCGUGUACAGAAGCCACUGCCAGCCCUUGAGCCAGUCCCCGCAAGGAGAGCCAGGGCCCCUCAGGCUACAAAUGGGCAAGGCGUCACCCUGAGCCCUUUGGCAGCCUCUGGGCCUCCCGUCCCAUCCAGUUCGGCACACCUGCUCAUUUCCAGCUUGCGUACAGCGCAUACUGAAAAGCUGAAGAAAUCUUUAAAGGUGAAGACACGAUCUGGACGCAUAUCCCGGCCUCCCAAAUAUAAAGCCAGAGAUUAUAAAUUCAUCAAAACGGAGGACUUAGCAGAUGGGCACCUGUCAGAUUCUGAUGACUACUCAGAGUUGAGUGUGGACGAGGAGGAACAGACGGAGAAGGGCGGCCUCUUUGGCACUGAGGGGUGUGCCCUGAGGCCCAAGGCCUUUCGGUGUCAAGCUUGUGAGAAGUCUUACAUAGGAAAGGGGGGGCUGGCGAGGCAUUUUAAACUCAACCCAGGCCAUGGCCAGCCGGAGCCUGAGAUGUCGCUGUCACAGAAAGCUAACGGGAGCCUGGCCCUGGGGUGCGUGGGCUCACAGACCAGAGGCCUGCCUUCUCCCGCGCUGUACACACCCGCCACUAUCUGCACGGAAGAGGCAGAGGCAGGGUUGGCCUGGCGGAUCCCACAGAAUGGUAAGCCUGUUGAAGUUGAAGAGACAGUGGUACCUGAACCAGAAAGUAGAAGUCCCCCGACUCUUCUGGGACCAGAGAAAUACCUAGAACCUAAGAGUGGAAGUUGGGCAAGCCAGGCAGAGCCCAGCACAGCCAGCCUCCUGCAGAGUGGAACCGUCCAACCCAACAGCGGCCCUGCUGCCCCUUCGAGGCUGAGCGUCCCCCGGGGAGCUCAGCUCCAGGAGGUUCUCAAGCUGGGUGGCCGGGAGGAGCUGGUGGAAUUGGUUCUGCCUCAGCUGGCUCAGGUGGUGACCCUGUGUGAACUUCUUCUGGUGAAGGUUGAGAGAAGUCGCGGAGCGAGGCCUUUCUUUCCUGCUGUGUACAAGGAGUUUGAAGAGUUGUACGCCGUGGUGAAGAGGCUGUGUCAGGAUUACCUCAGCAGCUCGGGCCUGUGUUCUCAGGAGCCCCUGGAGAUAAGCAAUGAUGAGGUUGCCAGGUCGUUAGGAAUCACAGAAUUCCUGAGGAAGAAGGAGCCACAGUCAAGCAGCACACCCGCAGGCCCCUGUCUAGAGACAGAGGAGAAGCUGCUGGAAGCCAGUGCACAGAAGAGGGAUCGGGGACAGGCUGUGGAGGCCACAGGGGAGGGGCUGACCUCAGUGAAGAAGGCCCGAACAGCAGCUCUGCCCACAGAUGUCCCCGAGUGUCCUGCUGCCAUCAGUGGAUGUCUGCAGAAGCCUGGGUCCUCAUGUGCUCCAGCCACCAGCACGGGUUCUGCCCCUGCAGCCACUGAAAACCCUUCUUUCCGCUCUGAAGGAAGCUGUGGGGAGAUGGUUCCCGCUAGUGGCAGAAGUGAGCUGCCUGCACGCCAGCAGCUCUCGGUGAUGGCAUCUGUGGACUUUGAAGCCAGGCAUGGCUCUGCAGACCCCACUCUUCCCUGUCAAGGUGUCAGUAGGAUGGCUCUUUAUUCCCAGGAAGCAGAGCCUAGAGGGCUGUCCCCAGCCCAGUUGUCAGGGUUUUUGGAAGAGAAUGUUCCAGAACACUCCGUAGAGCAGAAUUCUGGGACCAUCCAGAGGAGCACUGGUGUCUGUGGUACCCUACCAUCAGGCAGAGGAGUGGAGUCCCUGCUUCUUGGAGAAUGGGGACUUGCAGGGGCAGGGGACCUCAGAGAAAUGAGCCAACCCCACCUCAGGGGGCAGCAGGGCAGCCAUGCCCUGCCUGCAGAGGCUGCAGCCUUUCCACUCCACAGCAUCUUGCCUGUGACUGUCCCUCCAGCUGCCUGUGUUUCCAAGACUGUGCCCGAGCCAGGGCCUCAUCCCGGGCCUGAUGGGUCCUUGUCCACUAAUGGGGGUCCCAGUGUUGGAAGCGAAGCUGGGGAUGUAAGCCAGUUCCUCUCCAGGAUGGAGGCAGAUGGCCACAGAGGGCCAGAGACUGUGGCUGCUGUGGAGGAAGCCGUGGCUCUGUGGAAGGAAGCCAUGACUUUUGAAAUUUCCGAUGUGUGCGAGGAAGUGUUGUCUCAGGGACAGGAACAUAUUUUUAUUCAGACUCCCAAUGGUCUUAUUUUGCCCAAUCCAAGCACUGUGUCUCGGGAAGAGAACACUCUCCCAGUGACCAUCACGGGUUCUCUCUUGAGGUCUGGCCCACCAGAGAGGGUCGCUCUUGAAGCCUUGGAGGCCUUCCACACUGUGGAAGCAGAGCCCUCUCAGUGACCAGGAGUCAUGUGAGAGUGUGUGUGUGUGAGUGUGCGCCAGUGUGUGUGAUGUGUGUGUAAGUAUAGGGUCUUUCUGCCUCCCCUUCCUGAGUUGGUAGGGUGACAGGGAUGGCACACCAUGCUGGGCAGAACUUUGAACCCAUAUUGGUAUGGAUUUUACCCAUGGAAGGUCUACUUCAGGCAGCAUGUAUUUUCCUAUGUGAAUACCGACACAAAGGAGCCAUUUAUUUAUAAAGAAUAAUGUCUGUUCUACUAUCUCUUUUCCUAAAGAGCUUAUUACAAUAAUGGUACAUAUGUA